UUGCAAAUAAUAUCACAUUCUUUUAAUGUAAUGUAAGCGUCUCUUACAUUAACACAUCUUACAGAUUUAUAUAUAUGUGUCUAGCUAUUAGAAAAUUUUAUACUCAUAAUAUAUUACACCUAACAAUAAAUAUAUAAACUUGAAAUUAAGUUAAAUGCUGAUUAAUUUUCCACCAUCUCAUUGAUCUUAUCAUUAAUAAAAUUAAUUAUGCAAAUGAUCAAAUAUUUCUAUUAAUGCUAUAAAUGAUAGCCUGAAUAAAUUCAGUAUGCGUGCAUUUUUAUCCCUCGAUUCGAGUAAGACUAAAUGGAGGAAGAAAACUACGAUGAGGAGAAAUCCGAGGAUAAGCUUGAUGAAGAAAAGGACUACGGCGAAGCGGACCAAUCCGGAUAUGAAUCAACGAUUUCGGACGAAACCGAGCAUACUACGCGCGUGCUGACACACGCCGAGGCCGGCGAGUGUCUCUACAAUUUAGGAAAAUGCGAGGGGGACGAGUACGCCUAUCUCAGCCUGGACGCCUCGGACAGAGAUCUUACUGAUAUCGGCGUGAUACCAUCCUUCAAAUACGUUCGUUACGUGAACGUGUCGGGGAACAGAUUGACGUCGGAGGCACUGCGCGCGCUCGAGGCGAUGCCGUAUCUGCAGACGCUGCGGGCGGACCGAAAUCGUCUGACCAGCGCGGAAUUAAAGCCGAUGCCGUAUCUACAGGAGCUCGCCCUGAACCAGAACAAGUUGACCGACACAUCCGGCAUUCAUCAUACAUCGCUCGAGCGUCUGGAAUUGAAGCACAACGACAUUCGCACCGUGGACAUGGAUCCUCGGAUCCUCGCGAGCUUGAGGACGCUGGAGUUGCGCGGCAACGCGCUGGUCAGCACCGCAGGAAUCUGCUGUCCCAGUCUGACGCGGCUCUUCCUCGCCGAGAAUCAAAUCGAGAAGAUCGAGGAUUUUGGGACCCUCGUGAACCUGAAGACGUUACAUCUGCGAAGUAACAGGCUCGCGAACUUGGACGGUUUCACCGAGCGGUGUCGCAGCCUGAACUACGUGAAUCUGCGCGAUAACGAGCUGCCGAGGAUUUCAGAGCUGAGAAAGCUGGACUGCCUGCCGAACCUGGAAACGCUUAUCGUUCUGGGGAAUCCUCUCCUCAGAGAAGAGGCGAAAGAGGAAGAAGGGAAAGAAUAUCGGCGGGUCAUUCUGGCGAUGCUUCCGAAAUUAAAGAGGAUCGAUAAGGAUCCUGUGCUAGAUCAGGAAAGGAACGAGGCGAAGGCGUUGCUUCAAAAGAUACCAUAAAGAGCGAAUCCAAUUUUGUAGACUUUGAUUUAAGAAAUUAAAGAUAUUUUUUAUAUUGAAUA
Messenger RNA from Wasmannia auropunctata (little fire ant), 1346 nucleotides. Its product is annotated as leucine-rich repeat-containing protein 23-like. Gene Ontology annotation, molecular function: protein binding. The transcript has 3 exons. The coding region runs from base 304 to 1284 and encodes 326 amino acids. The record is from RefSeq and is a predicted model, not a curated record. Lineage: Eukaryota; Metazoa; Arthropoda; Insecta; Hymenoptera; Formicidae.